Acromyrmex echinatior (Panamanian leafcutter ant) is the source of this 602-nucleotide messenger RNA. RefSeq lists its product as uncharacterized. Gene Ontology annotation, cellular component: lysosomal membrane; plasma membrane. The record is from RefSeq and is a predicted model, not a curated record. NCBI's taxonomy places the organism in Eukaryota, Metazoa, Arthropoda, Insecta, Hymenoptera, Formicidae. Gene Ontology annotation, molecular function: heme binding; heme transmembrane transporter activity. Gene Ontology annotation, biological process: heme transport.
UAAACACCUCCCCCUCCUCGUCAUCAUUGUUGAUGAAAUUAAGCUUAUUUGAUACAUUUUAAACAUUGAAAUUUGGUAAAAACAAAAUAUCGGUCUACCCCGUGAACCGAAAUGUUAAAUGUUAAAGUUGACUUUUGAGGUUUGAAAAUUUGUUAGAGCUGCAAACAUCGAGCAUCUUUUACGAUUGCAUUUUUGUGCUCUAUGGCUAUGUGUGCAUGUGCCUUAGCUGGAGUCUGUUUUCAUUUACAUUGGGUAAAAGGCAAAGAAACUUUGGAAAGAUGGCAUACUGGAGUUACAUUACGAAAUUUAAAUAUUUUGGGCUUUGUAAGUGCUGUGAUUAGUAUUACUGCACUGAUUUGGUACCUGUUUCUUACGUUUUAUUAUCAAAUUCCCAUUCACCCAAUUUCUGAAAGCACUAUAAUAACAGCAGUAUGGUCCAUGAUCUGUGGAAAAUGGGGUAUUACUUUAAUGUAUUACUCAAACAAAUAUGAAUUAUUGGUCCAAGAAGGAGCAUCACCUAUACUUACAGAUAAUGCCUGAAAUAUAAUAUCAUAAUUUAUAUUUUUAUAUAAAAUAUUUUUUACAAAAUAAAUGCAUAACAU